AGAUUAAUGUGGAAAAAAUUAGGGGCAAAUUUUUCAUGGUGAAUAAAUGGUGAUGUGAGUGACGGUGUGAUGAGGUGCGGAGGAGAUGUGGACGCUGUGGCUUCAAGAUGAGAGCUGGCCACUGGCUCAUCUUCCUGGUGGUUAUUGUAACAAGGGUUACUGGAGGCCCGAGGUAUUCUUCCAGGAUUGUGGAGACCAGGACUGGUCCGAUCCGAGGUAUAAUUCUGGAGUUGAACUCGGGCCGACUGGAACCUGUGGAAGCGUUUCUCGGAGUCAAGUACGCCACUGCGAUCCGCUACGGGGCUGCGGAGCCCGUGCCGAGAUGGUCCUCGACCAAAUUGGCCGACUCCCAGCCCCCCGUCUGCCCUCAGGCGAUGCCGGACAUCUCCAACAAAACGGCCGCACUUCAGUUCAUGCCGAAGAAUCGAUACAAUUUCCUCCGGAAGUUGUCGCCUCUCCUGGCCAACCAAACGGAAGACUGUCUACACCUCAACAUUUAUGUUCCUGGAAGCGGUGCUCGAGGGAUGGAAGCCCCAUACGCCGUAAUGGUUUACCUCCACGGGGAGUCCUACGACUGGAACUCCGGCAAUCAUUACGACGGUCGAGUCUUGGCCAGCUUUGGCCACGUAAUUUUCAUAACAGUCAACUACAGAUUAGGAUUAUUAGGUUUUUUAAGAGCUGGCUCUGGAAUAGACAGCCCGUUGGCAACAGACGACAUCAUGGCAGCACUACGUUGGGUCAGGGACAACAUAGCGUUUUUUGGAGGUGACCCUCGCCGUGUUACUUUAAUGGGACAUGAUACGGGAGCAGCACUAGCAAACCUAUUACUUAUCUCGCCUCAAGCAAAAGGGCUCUUCAGCAGAGUGGCACUGCUUUCUGGUAGCAUUCUGAGCCCCUGGGCAGUUGGACAAGAUCCCGUCGGCCUCCGGGAAAAGGUGGGAACAGAGCUUGGCUGCAAGACAGGCCCGAAGGACGAUCUCGCCAAAUGUCUUCGGGCGCGUCCUCUCGCAGCAAUCCUUUCGGUCCGCGUGCCAAGCCCGCGAUUCCUUACCGGAGUCGGUCCUUGGACGAGGUCGGAACCUUCGACUGCAGUUGAAACCUCUGGAGAGCCUUUCUUAAGCUCAAGAGUCCUUCUGGGAACAACCACUACAGAGAGCUACCUCGAUUUCAACAACCAGGAUAUUCAAUACGGCAUUGAGGAGGACCAAAGAAACAGGGUACUUAGAACGUACGUUCGGAAUGCGUACGUGUACCACUUAAACGAAAUAUUCUCAACCGUACGGAACGAGUACACGGACUGGGAGAAGCCGAUUCAGCACCCCAUCAAUAUCAGGGAUUCAACAUUGGAAGCACUUAGCGAUGGGCACACAGUCGCUCCACUCCUAAGGCUGGGAUAUCUGCAUUCAAGGAGAGGAUCACCUACCUACUUUUACCACUUUAACUACCAAACUAAAGAAAGCGACUAUCCACAGAGAUUGGGUAGCGUGAGAGGUGAGGACGUAAACUACCUCCUCGGUCUGCCACUUGUAGGAGGUUAUCCUUAUUUCCCCCAAAAUUAUACCACUCAGGACCAUAAAGUCGCUGAGUCUGUUCUCAACUUCUUUACCAACUUUGCGAAAACUGGGGAUCCAAAUGAGCCAAGAAGGGCUGAAGGUGGAGUGCCGCAUAGCAAGGAAAAAGGAAGACACCGAGGUUUCAACUGGGAACUUUACGAGCCGACAACCCAGCUCUAUCUCAGUUUAUUACCUUCACGUUCGACUACAUUAUUGACUCAUUCGGUAAAGGUGUCUUCACUCGUUAUCGGUACAGGCCUAAUAAAACAGCGUGCACCUUCCUUUUCGGCCUUCUAUGCUCCUAUCUAUCCUUCAUUGAAAUGGUUCGACGAAUUGAGUAGGCCGUUGGAGUCCAUGCACGUCUGACACGUUUUCACAGGACUUCGGGCAGAUUAGUCCUCAAUCCUGCAUCGUUUUUAACUCGGGGCAAUAUACAACUCAAACUUCAACUGCUCGGCUAUUCUACAUUGGAAGAAAUGACUACAUCUGAUAUUCUAUUUCGUUAAAGUUACAGUAUAAGUAACAUUUAAAAUCUACACGAAACGAAAAUGGUCUUAAACAUCUAACAAAAGAAGCUAGGAACGUGAAUCAUAGAAACAAUAUAAACAUUAGAAACAAAUAUAACAACAUUAGACACCUGUCCGACCCUUUGAAGCAGAGAAAAUUGUUUUAAGUA
This is a messenger RNA of Cimex lectularius (bed bug), 2229 nucleotides long. RefSeq names its product neuroligin-1-like. Gene Ontology annotation, molecular function: neurexin family protein binding; signaling receptor activity. The transcript is spliced from 10 exons. Gene Ontology annotation, biological process: postsynaptic membrane assembly; presynaptic membrane assembly; synaptic vesicle endocytosis. The coding region runs from base 108 to 1919 and encodes 603 amino acids. Gene Ontology annotation, cellular component: synapse; cell surface; postsynaptic membrane. The record is from RefSeq and is a predicted model, not a curated record. Lineage: Eukaryota; Metazoa; Arthropoda; Insecta; Hemiptera; Cimicidae.